Ipomoea nil (Japanese morning glory) is the source of this 2457-nucleotide messenger RNA. Its product is annotated as serine/threonine-protein kinase WNK1-like. Gene Ontology annotation, cellular component: cytoplasm. Gene Ontology annotation, molecular function: ATP binding; protein serine/threonine kinase activity. The transcript has 7 exons. Lineage: Eukaryota; Viridiplantae; Streptophyta; Magnoliopsida; Solanales; Convolvulaceae. The record is from RefSeq and is a predicted model, not a curated record. Gene Ontology annotation, biological process: intracellular signal transduction; protein phosphorylation. Bases 265 to 2001 code for a protein of 578 amino acids.
ACAUAUGGGACUUAUUAUUUGCUUGUCCUCCUUAAUCUCCUUGGAAGGAUUCAACGUUUGUGUUCCACUCUCUCCCCUUUCGCUGCAAAUCAUUCCCUCUUUCAAUAAAAAGUUGAAAAAAAAACAGCCAGCACCUUACAUGUGAUGCAUCAUCCUUCAUCUUUCUAGCCCUCUUUCUUGGUGUCAGAGCCAAAAACAAGGAGGAAAGUUAGCUGCUUAAAUACACUGAAAGUGCAAAUUUUUUUUAUUUUUUAUUUUCAGAGAAUGAAUGGUCUUUCAAUUUCAAUUACAGAACCAGAUCUUUCUGAGUUCGUUGAAGUUGAUCCAACUGGAAGAUAUGGCAGAUACAAUGAAAUACUUGGAAAAGGGGCUUCAAAGACAGUUUACAGAGCAUUUGAUGAGUAUGAAGGGAUUGAAGUUGCUUGGAACCAGGUGAAGCUGUAUGAUUUCCUGCAAAGCCCUGAAGAUCUUGAGAGGCUCUACUGUGAAAUUCACCUGCUGAAGAUAUUGAAUCACAAAAACAUUAUGAAGUUCUACACCUCUUGGGUUGAUACUGCCAAUAGGAACAUCAAUUUUGUAACUGAAAUGUUUACUUCUGGAACACUCAGACAGUAUAGGCUGAAGCACAAAAGGGUUAAUAUUAGAGCAGUGAAGCAUUGGUGCAGACAGAUCUUGAAUGGAUUACUCUAUCUCCAUAGCCAUGAUCCCCCAGUGAUCCACAGAGAUCUCAAGUGUGAUAACAUCUUUGUGAAUGGGAAUCAAGGGGAAGUUAAAAUUGGAGAUCUUGGCCUAGCUGCUAUUCUCAGAAAAUCCCAUGCUGCUCAUUGUGUUGGAACUCCUGAAUUCAUGGCCCCAGAAGUGUAUGAAGAGGAAUAUAAUGAAUUGGUUGACAUCUAUUCUUUUGGGAUGUGUAUCUUGGAAAUGGUCACUUUCGAAUACCCAUAUAGUGAAUGCACUCAUCCUGCCCAGAUCUACAAGAAAGUUAUCUCUGGGAAGAAACCAGAUGCAUUGUAUAAAGUGAAGGAUCGUGAGGUACGAGAAUUCGUUGAAAAAUGCUUGGCCACUGUCUCCUUAAGGCUAUCAGCAAGGGAGCUUUUGGAUGAUCCAUUCCUUCAACUCGAAGAUUGCGAGCACGAUUUAAGGCCUAUGAAGAGAGAGUUGGAUUACAUGGACCCUCUAUUAAGGCAGCCAGUUCUCGAGGUGGACUGUGAAGGAACAUCGUUUAGUAAUGGCUUCUACAAUGGGUACUGCAAUGGUUAUGCAUAUGAAGAAGAGGAGAAAGGAUGGGCGUGUGAUCCUAAUGAAUUCGACCAAAAUGGAAUCGAGCUUUUCGAGUACAAUGAUGAUGAACGCGAAGAUCAUUCUUCUAAUUUGGAUAUAAGUAUCAAAGGGAAGAGAAGAGAGGAUGGGAGCAUCUUUUUAAGACUUAGAAUUUCAGACCAAGAAGGUCGAAUCAGGAAUAUCUAUUUCCCGUUUGAUGUUGAAUCCGAUACAGCGUUAAGCGUUGCUACUGAAAUGGUAGCAGAGCUGGAUAUUACUGACCAAGAUGUUACUAAGAUAGCAGAUAUGAUAGAUGGGGAGAUUUCGAAAUUAGUCCCGGAUUGGAGACCAGGGCCUGGAUUAGAUGUAAUCUCUCACUUUGCAAAUCCCAGUUUCUGUUACAAUUGUGUUUCGAAUCAUACUUCUACAGGUUCCUUUAUGAAUCUCCUGUCGAAUAAUCCAGCUGCCAAGAAUCUACACUUCUUGCAGUGCAGUAGUUGUGCCACACAUGGCCGGUUCGAGGAGAUUACGUAUCAAACAAAUAGCCCUCGGGUGAAUGCUUCUAACCAUGAAGACGAUCCGGCUUCAUCGAGCCAAAUAAAUGGCUUCCAUCACAUGGAAUAUUGGGACAGGCACGAAAGCCUCGAGUGCAGCUCAGUGUGCUCCGGGGAGAGCCAUUCCCUUGAAGAAAGCGAGAAACAGUAUCAAGAAGUUUCGACUAAAGAGGCAGGCGAGAGUUGAGAUGGUUUGCAACAAAGUAACAGAUAAUAAGGUUGAGGGAAUUUAAUGGUUUUUGAGAAAUUGAGCCAUGAAUCCAUGUUCUUCAAUCGUCUUUCAGAUCAACCGAUAAUAUAGAAGUUGUGCUCGAAAGUGCUGCCCCAGUUCUGGUAUCCCAAAGGGCCCGAAAAUGUGAGGCGAACAGAUCGAUUUGUCUACUGUCAAGCAAAAGAAAAAAGAGAACUUUCUUUUAUCAACAACUUCAGCGCAUCAUCACCGGUUGACACUGUUUGUUUAUAAUGUUUUCAGGCUCAGAUUCAUGUUCCUAAAUUUUCACAAAAAUUGCAGGCUGUAUAGAACCAUGAGGCACCCUUUCACCCCCUUCCCCUUCUUGUCCAUCCACCCUCUUUUCUUCACAUUGUUAGAUUGGCUAUAGAGCAUUUUCUUGUUGAGAAAAGGCUGAUUGAGGGCCAAAUGUAA